This is a messenger RNA of Centropristis striata (black sea bass), 4722 nucleotides long. RefSeq names its product oocyte zinc finger protein XlCOF6-like. Gene Ontology annotation, molecular function: DNA-binding transcription factor activity; RNA polymerase II cis-regulatory region sequence-specific DNA binding. The transcript has a single exon. The record is from RefSeq and is a predicted model, not a curated record. The coding region runs from base 89 to 1975 and encodes 628 amino acids. Gene Ontology annotation, biological process: regulation of transcription by RNA polymerase II. Lineage: Eukaryota; Metazoa; Chordata; Actinopteri; Perciformes; Serranidae.
AAAAGAAAAAACAAUUUGAAUCCUUACCUUUGAGAAAAUUGUGUUGUUUCAAAGUAUAAUUUCAAUUGUUCUGAUUCAUUUGUAGCGGAUGGAGUUAUGUUUGAAUGUCCAAACAUACAGUAACUGUGUUUGUGUUUCAGCUUCACCCUCAAACGACACAAAACAGGUUGUUGUUAAAGAGGAGCAGCAAGAGAGGAGCUGCAGUCUGGACCAGGACCAGGACCAGGAGGAGCCAGAGCCCCCACACAUUAAAGAGGAACAGGAGGAACCUUGGACCAGUCAGGAGGGAGAGCAGCUUCAGGAGCUGGAGGAGGCUGAUAUCACCAAGUUCACUUUCACUCCUGUCCCUGUGAAGAGUGAAGAUGAUGAAGAGAAACCUCAGUCCUCACAGCUUCAUCAAACACAGACUGAACAGAUGGAAUCAGAAGCUGAUGGAGAGGACUGUGGAGGACCAGAACCAGCCAGGAACUCUGAUCCAGAUCGAGAUGACCAGACAGUAGACUCUUCUGAACCUGAGACUGAUGACAGUGCUGAUUGGAAGGAGACCAGAGAACCUCAGUCAGGUUCAAAUAAAAAAGUCCCUGUCAGUGAUCUGAGAUGCAGCGCUGGUAAGAAACCAUUCAGCUGCUCUGAGUGUGGGAUGAGGUUCAGCCAUAGUGGAAACUGGAACAGACACAUGAGAACUCACACAGGAGAGAAACCUUUCAGGUGCUCAGUUUGUAAGAAAUCUUUUCCUUGCAGUGGAAGCUUAAAGAAACACGUCAGAAUCCACACCGAAGAGAAACCAUUUAGCUGCACUGACUGUGGGAAAAGGUUUGGCUGUAAGACAAACCUGAAGAGACACGUGUUGAUCCACACAGGUGAGAAACCGUUCAGCUGCUCAGUGUGUGGUAAAGGUUUUAUUGAGAGUAUAAAUCUGAAGAGACACUACAGAGUUCAUACAGGAGAGAAACCUUUCACCUGCUCAGUUUGUGGGAAAAGUUUUAUACAAUCAGGACAUCUGACUCAACACAUGAGCGUCCACACAGGAGGGAAACAAAUCAGCUGCAGUGUUUGUGACAAAAUGUUCAACUGGCCUCAUCAGCUCAAAAGACAUAAAUGUGUUGGUGUUCAGUCCUCACAGCUUCAUCAGACUCAGACUGAGGAGAACAGAGAGACAGAGCCUCCAGCCAGCAGCUCAACUGAACAGACUGAAACAGAAGCUGAUGGAGAGGACUGUGGAGGACCAGGCCCAGACAGGAACUCUCAUCCAGAUACACCUCCACAACCAGAUACUGAAGACCAGACUGAAAACUCUUCUGUAGUAAAGACUAAUGACAGUGGGGAUUGGAAGGAGACCAGAGAGCCUCAGUCAGGUUUAAACUCUCUGAGAAAUGAAGAAGUUCCUGUCAGUGAUUCCAGAUGUGGUGCUGAUGAAAAGCCAUUUCACUGCUCUGAGUGUGGGAAAAGAUUUGGGUGCAAAGCACAUUUGGAGAGACACAUGUUAACUCAUACAGGAGAGAAACCUUUCAGCUGCUCAGUUUGUCGAAAAUCUUUUACUCAGAGUGGGAGUUUACAGAAACACAUGAGAAUCCACACAGGAGAGAAACUGUUGAGCUGCUCAGUGUGUGGGAAAAGUUUCACUGAGAGUCCCGAUUUAAAAAGACAUCUAAGAACUCACACAGGAGAGAAACCUUUCAGUUGUUCAGUGUGCUGUAAAGCUUUCAUUGACAGGAGACAAAUGGAGAUACACAUGAGAACUCAUACAGGAGAGAAACCAUUCAGCUGUUCAGUGUGUAGGAAAAGUUUUAUACAAGCAGGACAUCUGACUCAACACAUGAGCAUCCACACAGGAGGGAAACGAUUCAGCUGCAGCGUUUGUGACAAAAUGUUCAACUGGCCUCAUCAGCUCAAGAGACAUAAAUGUGUUGGUGGUCAGUCCUCACAGCUUCAUCAGACUCAGACUGAGGAGAACAGAGGGACAGAGCUCAACUGAAGGUUUCCAUCUCUGAUGAAGAGAGUUGUUUGCCCAGUUCUCUUAAGUGUGGGGGCAGGUUUGAUGUGCUCUGUCACCACAGGUUCAGCACUUGGUCCUGUCGAUGGCAGAUCUGAGGCAUCAGGAGGAGGCGUGGAGCAGGAGUAUGGCGUCAUACUUGAGUCAUAAGUCGCGCGAGCGAUAACACAUCUGCGCGUGUAAAUUAUUUUGUGUCACGCGCGCAUAUUUCGACUGCUGCGCGCACUUGUUUGAUCUUCGCGCACAUAUUCAGCAACCGAGUGAAGCAGAGGUAGGUGUGAGCGAGUAAAAAAACAACAGCAACAUGCACAACAAUACUCUCUCUCUCCCCCGUGCUAGCUCGCACUGGAGCUGCGCUCGCUCGAAGCAAGGACUUUUGACACAUUGGGGGCGGAGACCAAGGCUGACCCCGGCCCUCUUGUGAUUGGUCAUUUUCCCAGCCCUCCACAUGGGUGCCUUUUCAGUUUGCUGCUGACAGCUUAGUGGUAGCGGCAGCAUUAUCAAAACAACAACAACAGUUGUUUCAUGACGUUCAUGACCACAACUCUACGCUUCGCACAGAGAGAUAUGCGCACGUGCAGAUGUGUUAUCGCUCGCACGACUUAUGGCUCAAAUAUGACGCCAUACAGGAGGAGGUCUGAGAGGUCGGGGGUACAGACAAAUCAGAGUUUUGUAGGUGAUAAGUAGAAUUUGUAAUGUAUCCUGUGUUUGACUGUGAGCCCGUGGAGGUUGUGGAGGACUGGGGUGAUGUGGACUCUGAUAAGUCGGCAGGCAGUAGAGUUCUGAAUGUACUUUUUAAAAUGUAUUUGUUAUUGUUUACUGAAGACUUUGUGUGUGGAACCAUAUAACCAUGCCAGUGUUUCCGACUAAUUACCUAGACUGUGGCGGCCCACCAGAGUCUAAUCUGUUGCACCAACGUCACAUUUCAAGCUGCUGAAAGUAUAUUUACACUAUUCAUAGAAUAAAGUUAUUUUGCGUUGUGUUGCCAGUCAGUCAGAGCCCCGCCCCCACCUCUCCUGAGGACCUGAGGACCAGACCUGUGCUUGUAUUUACACACACGCACUGAAUAUACCGAGCUGCGUCUAACAUUACACGCUCUCCCUGAGGUUUCUUCUUCUUUUUCCCCGUUAAAAGGGUUUUUUGAGGAGUUUUUCCCUGGCCGCUGUGAGGGUCUAAGGACAGUGGGAGUCGUAUCAUGUACAGUCUGUAAAGUCUUUUGAGGCAAAUCUGAUUUGUGAUUUUCUGGGCGCUGGGCGAUAUAUCGAUAUAAAAAAUAUAUCAAUGUAUUUUUAAAUGUGAUUUGGAAUUAGACCAUAUCACAUAUAUCGAUAUAGUUCCAUUUUUUUAUUUCUUUAUAUAUACAGGUGCAUCUCAAUACAUUAGAAUAUGAUGGAAAAGUCAAUUUCCAGAAGUUCAAGUCAAACAGCCCCAACCAAGUAUUGAGUCAUAUAGAUGAGAUACUUUUCAGAGGCCAACAUUUACAUAUUAAACAUACUUUUUAAAAUUGGUGUUUUGUAACAUUAACAUUUUUUUUGAGACGCUGAAUUGUAGGUCUUCAUUGAAUGUAAGCCAUAAUCAUUAGAAUUAGAAUAAAUUAAAUAAAUGAAGACAUGAAAUGUUUAAUUAUGUGUGUAAUGGAUCUAUAGUAUGUGUUAUUUCCACUUUUUGAAUUGAAUUACUGACAUAAAUAAACUUUUCUAUGAUAUUCAAAUUUUUUUGAGAUGCACCUGUAAAUGCUGCCUUUACGAGGGUUUGUCAUAUUUAGUGCUUUUGUAAUGUUCGUUAUUCUUUUCUCAUAAAUAUAUUUAUUUCAGAAAAAGAUUGGCCUAUUAUAUUUCAUAGGCUAUUUAUAUUUAAGAUAUUUUUUAUUUAAAUGUGCACUUUAUGGAGCUUUGAUUUAAAAAAAAAAAAAGGUACUCCUGUUGUUAUACAGUAUUUAUGUUCACUUAAACAGUUUCAAUAAAACUACUUGUGACAUGUCAUAUUUGGUUUAACUUUGACUGAACAUUUGCUCUCACUUUACGAUAAAAAUAUCGGGAUAUAUAUCGUUUAUCGAUAUUCAGUCUAAAUAUAUCGGGAUAUAACUUUUAGUCUAUAUCGCCCAGCCCUAAUUUUAGGCUAUAUGAAUAAAAUUGACUUGACUUAACAUCAACAGACACUAACCCGGUUCAGUUUCCAAUAACUUUGAAUCUCCUUGGGCAGAGAAUCAAAUCAGAUCAAUCAAUCAAACAGCCUUUAUUGUCACUAUAUAGUCAACUAUACAACAGGAUUGGGAGUGCCUCUGCUUCAGGCGCAUAUUUUAAGCAAUCGUAACAACAAAACAAGGAUGUGAUGUCAUAAAUAAUUAUAAAAAAUAGAUAAAUCACCACUGAAAAUACUACAAAUGCUGCAGACGAGGUAGAUAGUGUGUUGCACAUAUUAAUUGUAUUGCACACAUCAGUUUUAUUGCACAAAUGGGCAUUUAUAAUGUCAUUUUUGUAUCCUGCUUUUUCUACUGUCCUAUGUGGGUGUUGAGAGUUGUGACAUCCCAGGGAAAGAAGCUCUUUUUCAUCCUGCUACUUCUGCAUUUGAAGAAUACAUUUAAAGUUUAAUAUAGAUUCAUUUACAUAAGUACAGUGGGAUCCUCUGAGAGUCUUCUUCGAGGUCAAAGAAAAGAGGUUUGGAAAAAUACUUCUUGCUUAAUUUUAUGGUUCAUUUUUUUCUGUUGUUAUUGAACUUUGCCUCCAUGU